Molecule: messenger RNA, 2505 nt
Organism: Halteromyces radiatus
Lineage: Eukaryota; Fungi; Mucoromycota; Mucoromycetes; Mucorales; Cunninghamellaceae
Exons: 5
Coding region: 42-2447 (801 amino acids)
Molecular function (GO): ATP binding; ATP-dependent protein folding chaperone
Source: RefSeq, a predicted model, not a curated record
UUUUUUUUUAUUUUUUUAUUUUUAAAAAAAAAAGCAGAUCCAUGACACAAGUAUUCAAUGCAGAUGACUAUGCUUAUGUAGUAGGUAUUGACUUUGGCACGACUUUUAGUGGUUGUUGUUAUGCAUAUACCAAAGAUACUUUUGAAGACUUUCAGGACAUUACUACAUGGCCCAAACAACGAAAUGUAGCUUAUCCCAAAACACCCACCGUUAUUCUAUAUAAAAAAGAUUCUCAACAAGUAGGUGCCUGGGGUGAUGCAGCACGACAACAAUCAGAACGACCUAAUCUUCAAGAUCAUUUUCUGGAAAAAUUCAAGCUCUAUUUGGAUGAAGCAACCUCUGCCACACUGUCUUUGCUACCUAAUGGAUUAACCCCACUACAAGUGAUUGCUGACUAUUUACGCUCCUUACACGACUAUAUUCACGAUACUAUGAAGCGCGGAUUUGCACAAAACUAUGAUCAACGACAAUAUCGAUACUGUUUGACUGUACCAGCAACAUGGAGUGAUCAAGCCAAGGCGGUGAUGCGUGAAGCUGCUAUUAUGGCUGGGAUGAUUGAUCGAAACGAUCCUUUGGAACGCUUGAGUUUGAUUAGUGAACCUGAAGCAGCUGCUCUUUACUGUCAAAAAACAUGUGACCAAUUCAAUCUUGUACAUGGUCAACGAUUUAUGAUUUGCGAUGCUGGUGGUGGUACUGUUGAUUUGAUUGUAUUUGAAAUCAAUGAUAAUGCUCAAGAUAGAUCAUUGAAAGAGGUGACUAAAGGCUCUGGUGAUACCUGUGGAUCAACUUUUUUGGAUCAAAACAUGGAACAAUUAAUUAGGGAGAAAUUCGAACAUUUUGGACCAGUCAAUCAACGUGCUAUGGAUCAAAUGAUGAGUGUUUUUGUGGAAAGAAUCAAGCCUCAAUUCGAUGAUGAUGGUGAAGAUCAUUUUAUUCCUAUUCCUUUUACUAUGGGUUACCCAAAUAAUGACAAUAUGGAAGUUGGUAUUAUGGAUGGUACUUUGAUAUUUACUACCGAUGAACUCAAAGAAAAGGUAUUUGAUCCUGUGGUGGAAAAAGUAAUUCGAUUGAUUCGUAAUCAAUUGGAUGGAUCAGCUCUCAAACCUGUGGAUGCUAUUUUUAUGGUAGGUGGUUUUGGAAAAUCAAAUUAUCUUCAUCGUCGUGUGAAUGAAACUUUUAUACCUCGUGUCAAAUUUGUCGGUAUUCCUCCUCGAGCGGAAAUGGCGGUGGUCCGUGGUGCGGUUUAUUUUGGAUUAAAUCCUCGUCUUGUUGCUCAGCGUGUCUCUCGUCGAACUUAUGGUCUCAACAGUCAAAUUCCAUUUGAAGAAAGAUUGGAUCCUAUUGCAAAUCGUGUUAAUGUUCAUGGAAGAUAUUACUGCAAGCAACGAUUUAGUGUAUAUGCUCACAAAGGACAACCUAUUGGUCUUGAUGAAUGCGUGACAAAGAAAUAUUUGGUUACUUAUCCACAUGGCACUGAAACUGAUUUGUAUGCUUUUGAUGGUGAAGGUGUUCCUCCAAGAUUAGUCACAGAUCCUCGGGUGAACUUGGUUGCUCGUUUUCCUAUCAAGAUGCCAACGUUUGAAGGUGUACGAGUAGGUGAACAACUUACAAUGACUGUCAAUAUGUAUUUUGGACAAACAGAAAUCAAAAUAGAAGUUCUUAUUUUGGAUCGUCGGUGUGUCUUUACUUCAAGAUUAGAUUUAUUAACAGCAGAUAGUUACAAUAAUCAAAGUGUCAAUAAUAAGUUUGCAACUCCUACACAACCUCCUCCACCUUAUACUUCACCAGCAAUGUCUACUGCUUCAGCUUCUUUGCCUACAUCAUCCACUCCUUCAACACCACUCUCAUCAUCUACAACAGCAGCCUUAGGAAAACCCGAUGAAGCCAUUAGUAGGGAUGCAGAAAAACCACAUGAUCCUGAACUAGUACACGUUGCCAAGUUGAAUAAACCUCAUACGUCAGAUCAAGGAUCUUCUAUGGUAUCUUCUUCUUCUUCCUCUUCAGCAGUUUACAACAAUGAUAAACAUCAAACUAUCUCCUCUUCAUCACAUAGAAUGGUAUUGACCAGUCAUCAUUCUUCAAAUCAAAGUUCUUCCAAGAUGUUGCCACCUCCACCACCUAUAGUAUUAUCAUCAUCAUCAUCAUCAUCAUUGAAAAUCAAUUCAUCAACAAAAGAGCUAGUCAAGUCUACAGAAAUCACCAAUAGAAUUGAUGAAAAAGCAGUAUUGGAUGAAAAUGAAUUGAAUUCGGCGUUAUUGAUACAAAAGGAUGAAAAGACAUUGACUCCCGAUUUAGAUAUACCAACAACUACGGAAUCAGGUAUAUCCUUGGCAUCCACUUCUCUUCCUGGACCUACUGGACCUCCUUCUAUGACGACACCUAAGAAGAAAUCCAUGUUUGGCUUCAAAAAUAAAAGCAAACUUUUGGUGAAAUUGAAAUUAGCAUAGUUAAUUUUUUCUUUUCUUUUUGUAAUUCUAUAUAUAGUAUAGUUAUUUGUACCUUUUA